This is a messenger RNA of Aspergillus uvarum CBS 121591, 1246 nucleotides long. Its product is annotated as flavoprotein WrbA. Lineage: Eukaryota; Fungi; Ascomycota; Eurotiomycetes; Eurotiales; Aspergillaceae. Gene Ontology annotation, molecular function: FMN binding; NAD(P)H dehydrogenase (quinone) activity. The transcript is spliced from 4 exons. The record is from RefSeq and is a predicted model, not a curated record. The coding region runs from base 329 to 943 and encodes 204 amino acids.
UGCCGAACCUUCGCGAGGCCGCAACGAGGCCGCUUCCACACACCAAUUGUCUAGAACCACCGUACCAGUAAGUCAAACCAAGCAUUGAAUGACAGAAGAGGUCUUGGAGCGCCGCGGGGCAGGAGGGUGGAGUGCAGAACACCACAGCCCCGCCAUGUGAUGCGUGACAUGAAUGAUCUCACUACUAUAUAUCCACCGACAUAGUUGGAAGCCCCUGAGGUUGAACCAUCUGCACAUAUCUUUGAAUUGAUUUCCACCUCCAUUUAGUCCUCUACCGAACUUCACGUCUAUCAUUUUGUUUCUCAUUUUCGACAACUAGCUCUUCACCAUGGCGCCCCGAAUUGCCAUUGUCUACUACUCGAUGUACGGACACAUCGAAAAACUAGCCCAAGCCGAGCUCAAAGGCAUCCAAUCCGCGGGCGGCACCGCCGACCUCUUCCAAAUCCAAGAAACCCUCCCCCCCGAAGUCCUGACCAAAAUGCACGCGCCGCCCAAAUCCUCCGUCCCGGUGCUCGAAAAACCCGAACAACUGUUGGACUACGACGCCGCGCUCUUCGGCAUCCCGACGCGGUACGGCAACUUCCCCGCGCAGUUCAAGGCCUUCUGGGACCGCACGGGCAGCAUCUGGGCCACCGGCGGGUUUUUUGGGAAGUACGCGGGGCUCUUCGUCUCGACGGGCACGCUGGGCGGCGGCCAGGAGUCGACCGCCAUCGCCGCGAUGAGCACCCUCGCCCACCACGGGUUUCUGUACGUGCCGCUCGGCUACAAGACGGCGUUCCCGCUGCUGGCGAAUCUGGAGGAGAUUCAUGGGGGGUCCGCGUGGGGGGCGGGGACUUUUGCGGGCGCCGAUGGCUCCCGCCAGCCGACGGCGCUGGAGCUCCAGAUUGCCGAGAUCCAGGGCAAGUCGUUCUAUGAGCACCUCUCCCGGGUCAAUUUCGCGUGACUACAAGAUAGUGCCACCAAGGCUGAGGCCCCCGCGACGGCGGGAGGGCAGCAGCGCAAUACGGCGAAGGCGACGGGGCCGGAGAGGACGGUGCAGCAGGGUGGUAGUGAUGCGAAUGCGCAGCCAGCUCAGCCGGCAAAGAAAGAGGGUCCAUGCGGGUUACCCUCCAAGUGUACUAUGAUUUGAACACCUCCGUUGUAAUGGUCUGGUCAUAGCUAGUAGCGGGGAUGGUCUAUGACUUGCGCGAGCUGUUCCACAUCCUUUAUAUGUUUUGUAGGCGUUACGAUCUUCAUAAUACAGAAC